This is a messenger RNA of Phlebotomus argentipes, 607 nucleotides long. It is a transcript of the gene mRpS25, whose product is annotated as small ribosomal subunit protein mS25. Gene Ontology annotation, molecular function: structural constituent of ribosome. Lineage: Eukaryota; Metazoa; Arthropoda; Insecta; Diptera; Psychodidae. The record is from RefSeq and is a predicted model, not a curated record. The coding region runs from base 104 to 607 and encodes 167 amino acids. The transcript is spliced from 3 exons. Gene Ontology annotation, cellular component: mitochondrion.
UACGAGAGGCGCUGGCGCACGCGGCGAAUUGGGAGAUAUUGUGAGGUUAGGUGUGUUGUUGGAGCAUUUUCAGUGUGAAAAUAGGUAAAACCAGGACAUCGGGAUGCCGUUUAUGAGGGGAAGAGCUCCUGUUCGCAGGACAAUGCAAUAUCUCACCGCUGGAAAACUGGUGUUUAAGAAGAAUGUGAGAAUUUUCAGUAUAAACUACAACACUUUCGGACAUCAUCACAAGGGCGCCAGGGAUUUCGUGUUCUGGAACUUGCCUCAAGUGCAGUACAAAAAUCCGGAUGUUCAAGUAAUUACAUUUAAGAAUAUGACACCAUCGCCAUUCAUCCGGUGCUAUUUUGAGGAUGGAAAGGACAUGAUCAUCGAUAUCGACAGCAAGACAAGAGAUGAGAUUGAUGCGCACGUGAUAAAAGUACUGGGGAAAUCGCAGGAGAUUCUGCGGGAGGAAGCGAGAAUGGCUGAGAAGCAGGACAAUCCGGCCAAUUUCGGCUAUUUCUGCGCGAAACCAUGCAUGUGCACCAUUCCCGGACAGGUGCCGUGUCCGGGCGUUGUUCCCCUUCCCUAUCACAUGCGCGGCAAAUUCAAGAAUAAGAAGGAUUGA